Naegleria gruberi is the source of this 1170-nucleotide messenger RNA. RefSeq lists its product as uncharacterized. NCBI's taxonomy places the organism in Eukaryota, Heterolobosea, Eutetramitea, Acrasida, Naegleriidae. The record is from RefSeq and is a predicted model, not a curated record. The transcript is spliced from 3 exons. Bases 1 to 1170 code for a protein of 389 amino acids.
AUGAUUACAAAUGGAAACAAGAUGAUCAUUGAUGAACCUACCACUUCAUCAUCAUCCGAAACCAAUGAUCAAACAAUCAUUCAACAACAGCGAGAAUAUAUUAAAUUAUUGGAGAGUGAAUUACAAUCAUUGAAGGAACAUUUCCAGUCUUCGAUGGAGAAGAUCAUGACUAGUCCUUUCUUCUCUCAAUCCAUUCUUUUAUCUGUAGUAGUACCAUCAAUAACAACAACACCAACACCAACAACAACAUCAACUAAUAAUAUUCCACCAAUAUCCCAAUCUAAUUUAUCAAAUAAUAAUAAAUCUUCUACUAAAAAAGCUAAAACACAACCUAAUAAUAAUACAAAACAACAAGCCUCCACUACAACUACUCCAAUUAAGAAGAGAAAAUUUCAACAAGAAGAAGAGGAAUCAAGUAGUGAUAGUGAAGAAGAUGAAGAGGAUGAAGAGGAAGACGAAUCAACUGAAGAGGAAUCUUCUACUAGAAAAACUAGGCAACAAUCAAGGAAGAGUGAUGUCAUCUAUGAUAGUGAUGAAGAACCAGUUAUUGAGAAUAUAUUUGAUAUGAAAUUUUGGAAUAGGGAAAUUGCAAAAUGGAAGAAAAUUAAUACCAAAACAUUACCAAAAGUUAAAACACCUAAGGAAGGAACUAAACAACCAUUGGAAGAAUUGGAGAAAAUAUUGGAAAAGCAAGUGGAGACAACUCCUACCAAAUCUAAAUCUAAAUCUAAGAAAGCGAAGGAAACUGCUCAAUCUACACCUACAACAGUUACCAAUAAUACCAAUGGUUCAUCAUCGUCAUCAUCUAAUGGUGAAAGUAAUAGUAAUGUAAUUGAUAUUUCAACUUGUGAUAAGGAACCUUACUUGUUUGAUUCUGAUGAUAAGGAACCAGUUGCACUUACAGAACCAAUUAUAAAAGCUAUUGGAACCAAAAUAGCAACAAAAGUCGAAGUAUUUAAAAAACUCUGGGAAUAUCUUUACGAAAAACAAUUAUUCAAUGAAAAUCACAGGAUUAGUAUGGAUCCACUAAUUAAGAGCGUAUUAGGAAUUGAAUCUAAUGAUGUUAUUACAAUUAAUGAAUUUAACAGACAUGUUGUCGAACAAUUAAGAGAAGCCACCAUCAACAAACAAAAGAAGGAAGAUAUUUCACAAAAAUUCACAAUUUUAUAA